Messenger RNA from Podarcis muralis (Common wall lizard), 5221 nucleotides. NCBI's taxonomy places the organism in Eukaryota, Metazoa, Chordata, Lepidosauria, Squamata, Lacertidae. The record is from RefSeq and is a predicted model, not a curated record.
GCCGGCCGGCAGAGGGCGGCGCUGCGCCUCGCCUGGGCGUGGAAGCCCUGCUGGCACGUUGUUUCCCACGCCGCGCGUCCGCGCCGCGCUCCCGCCUCCACCUCGGCUCGCUCCCUCCUGUCCUCCGCCUCCGCGCCCGCCUCGCCUGCCAGACUCGCAUCCCUGCCCGGCGGCGGCGGCGGCGGCGGCGGCGCAGCGGAGGCCGAGCAUGGCGCCAGCAGCAGCGGCUGCCGGGGCGCGCGGAGGAGCGUCCGGCCGGGCAGCCCCGCUCCGCCUGCUGCUGCUGCUCGCGCUGGGCGCCUCCUGGGCGGCGCGCCCGCCGGACCGGAGCGGGCGCCAGAGACGCGGCAGCCCGCGGGACGAGGCGGGCGGCCUGCGGGGUCGCGCCGGCGGGGCAGCUCCGGAGGCGGCCUCGCUGCUCACCACCUCCUUCGUGCUGAAAGGCGACGCGGCGCACAACCAGGCGAUGGUGCACUGGACGGGCGAGAACAGCAGCGUGAUUCUGAUCCUUACCAAGUAUUACCACAGUGAUAUGGGCAAAGUAUUGGAGAGCUCUUUGUGGAGGUCCUCAGAUUUUGGAACAUUAUAUACCAAGUUGAAUCUACAGCCUGGAAUUGCUACAGUCAUUGAAAAUUUCUACAUCUGCCCCACUAACAAAAAAAAGAAGAUAAUUCUUGUAAGUUCUUCCCAUAAUGACCUGGAUCAGAGUCUUUUUAUUAGCACAGAUGAAGGAGCAACUUUUCAAAAGCAGCCUAUUAAUUUCUUUGUGGAAACCCUGAUUUUUCAUCCAAAUCAGGAGGAUAAAGUGCUUGCCUACACCAAGGAAGGACAGCUUUAUGCAUCUAUUGACUUGGGGACAAAAUGGACACUCCUGCAGGAUCACGUGUCAAAAGACCAUAUAUUUUGGGCAGUUGAUGGAGUUGAUGAAGACCCUGAUUUGGUUCACAUGGAAGUCCAAGAUCCCAGAGGAGGCUUUCGCUACAUGGCUUGUCAAAUUCAGAACUGUUCAGAUAAAACACCGAGAGCCCUCUUCGUUGAUAGCAUUGACAAAAACUCAUUGACAGUGCAGGAUGACUACAUAUUCCUUCAGACAUCAUUAGUAAAUCAAACAAACUAUUAUGUGUCUCACCUUCGGAAUGAAUUUGUACAGAUGAAAUUGCCAAAGUAUGCAUUACCUAAGGAUUUACAAAUUAUCAGCACUGACGAGAGCCACGUGUUUGUGGCCAUCCAGGAAUGGUAUCAGACAGAUACUUACAACCUUUACCAGUCUGACCCACAGGGCGUCUCCUAUUCCAUUGUGCUAGAGAAUGUCAGGAGCACCAAGCAGCCUGAGGAGAAUGUGCUAAUAGAUAUUCUGGAGAUUAGGGGAGUCAAAGGAGUAUUUUUGGCUAAUCAAAAAAUAGAUGGAAAAGUUACCACUCUUAUAACAUUCAACAAAGGCCGUAAUUGGGACUAUCUUACACCGCCAGCUGUUGAUAUGAAUGGUAAACCAGUUGACUGCAAACCGCCUGAUUGCCACCUUCACCUCCAUCUCCGCUGGCCAGACAAUCCAUAUGUGUCAGGAAUGGUUCAUACCAAGGAUACAGCACCAGGACUCAUAAUGGGGGCAGGCAAUCUGGGUGCCCAGCUUGUUGAAUAUAAAGAGGAAAUGUAUAUAACAUCUGACUGUGGCAAAACCUGGAGACAAGUCUUUGAAGAGGAGCAUCACAUCUUGUAUCUGGAUCAUGGUGGAGUGAUUGUGGCCAUCAAAGACACCUCUAUUCCACUGAAAAUACUCAAGUUUAGUGUCGAUGAAGGCCAAACAUGGAGCACUCAUAACUUCACCAGUAUCUCCGUUUUUGUUGAUGGCCUGCUCAGUGAGCCUGGAGAUGAGACUUUAGUCAUGACAAUCUUUGGACACAUAAGUUUCCGCUCAGAUUGGGAGUUAGUGAAGGUAGAUUUCCGCCCUUCUUUUCCUCGAGAAUGCACUGACGAGGACUAUGAAUCAUGGGACCUGACAAAUCUACAGGGCGACCUCUGCAUCAUGGGUCAGCGGAGAAGUUUUCGGAAGAGGAAGAGUUCCUCAUGGUGCAUUAAAGGAAGAAGCUUCACAUCAGCACUCACUUCCGUAGCUUGUGAGUGCAGCCCUUCUGAUUUCUUAUGUGAUUAUGGGUUUGAGCGUUCAGCGCUGCAAAAAUCUGAGCCAAACACGUGCUUUGCUGACUUUUGGUUCAACCCUGAAACUCCUCCUGAAGACUGUGUCUUAGGGCAGGCCUACAGAAGCAGCACAGGGUAUCGCAAAGUUAUAUCUAAUAUAUGUGAGGGUGGUGUGGAUUUGCAGCAAAACGUAUCUCAGCAUCUGUGCCCUCUGACUGCUCCCAGAGGACUGCAGAUAAGCAUCAAAGGGGAGAGCCUUGCUGUUAAGCCUGGAGAAGAUGUCACCUUCAUUGUCAAACAAGAUCAGGGAGAUAUUUUAAACACCAAGUAUCAGCUGAACCUUGGCGAUGGCGUUAAGGCCAUCUAUGUGAAUCUCACAUUGACAGGUGAACCCAUACAACACCGCUAUGCAAACCCUGGGAUUUACCGAGUCUCAGUGAUAGCUGAGAAUGCUGCAGGCCGAGACGAAGCAGUUGUGUUUAUUCAGGUUCAGUCUCCACUGCAGGCAUUACAGCUAGAAGUAGUUCCUGUUACUGGCAAAAAUCAGAGGGUGAACCUGACGGCCAUCAUCUUUCCCAGAAAUGCUAACUUUACACUGUUUUACUGGUGGAUUGGAAACAACCUUCAGCCACUUCUGUCACUGGAGAAUUUUUUGGUAACCAGUUUUGCAGAGGUGGGGGAAGUCAGAGUUACAGUUCAGGCUUCCUGUGGAAACUCCAUGCUUCAGGAUUCCAAGAUUGUCCGGGUUUUGGAUAAUUUUCAAGUACUUCCUCUAAGGUUUUCUGAACACCUGGACUUAUACAACCCAAACAUACCUGCCUGGCGGGAAGAUGUUGGCCGUGUUGUAACACAACAGAUUGCAAAGGAAACAGGCGUACCUGAAGAAGGUCUUGUUACAGUAGUAAAACCUGGACUGCCCACAACUGCAGAUUUACAUGUGCUUCUAUCCAUGAACCACACCAAAAGCAAAAUAAGUAUGUCUAGCAAUAAGAGAAUAGCUGCUAUUAAGCAAUCUUUGAAUGCCCAUAACAUCAGUUUCUUCAUGAGAGGAGGACACUGGGUCUUUGUGACCUUAGUUAGCUCUGAUUCAGAUUCUCAGAGUAUUGGAGGAGGAGGGUACUGGGCGAUAAUGGCCCUUUUUGUCAUCUCUUUGGUGGCUGUAGGUGCUAUCAUCCUCUACAAGUUUAAAAGGAAAUUACCAGGCAGAAAUGUCUAUGCACAGAUGCAAAAUGAAAAAGAACAAGAGAUGACCAACCCUGUAAACCGUAGAGAGGACACCCAAAAUAUCAUCCAGGGGGAGGAGUUUAUUGAUGAUGAUCUCGAUUGUCAAACACUAGGAAAUGCAAGAGUGACUCCUUCUGGGAGAGGUGGAAACUUGAACAGCUACAGAGUUCCCUUAUUGCUGAUGGCAGUCAGUGUCCAGUCCCAGGCAAUCUCUCAGGCAUGGUUCUGAACACUAAUUCCAGGGAGAAGCACAGUUACCUGAUUAGCUGAUACUCACAAAUGAACAUAUAGACUCUUCUGCUGGGUCCCUCCUUCUCCCUCUGAAGAUAUAACUACUGGUGGGAUGGAGAAGUUGUCUUGAAGAUAGGCACAGAUGUGUAAUACUUGGAGAGAAAGAUAAUAUAAUUUGUUUCCAUGGCUGUGGACUUUUUUUACACCUCAAACUAAGAUAGCAGAUCUGUAGCCCUAGGCACACUUGCAACCACCUUUUCUGUCUCCCGUGUCUCUAGUUCUCAAUGUUCAUUUAAUUGAAUGCAUACAGCACUUAGCUCACUGUGGCAGUAUCAAGUAGGAGGCUGCAGUUCUUGAGCCAUGAAGACUGGUUUUAAAAGCUGUUGGCUAGUUGAAGCAGAAAUCUGGUGGAAUGUUGGGAAUAGUUUCCUUUUACAAGGAAGUGACUCCUGGGUCUGAUGUGGCACAACCGAAGAAUUCAGAGAGAUACUGUCAAGAGACACGUUGAUGACUCACUAGCAUCCCUCUUCAGGCCCCGUGCAAGUCCUUCAGGCUGCAGCAGCUGUUUGAAAACAUCGUACAGGGUGAUGCUGAAGUGGGAAGUCUCACAGCUUCUUGUACAUCACCACUAGGAAACUCUCUGCUUUGUUUUGUUCCCAGACCAGGUUUCCUCCUUUUCAGACACCACCCACCCUUCCGUAAGUGGGUACCACUAGACUGACUGGUAGUUUGCAACCUACAUAAUUAUAUAGUAUACAGCUUGGGCUGCCUUACUGUCUUUUGGUCCCAUAACAGCAAGUGUAAUUACUUUUUUUAUUUCUGUAACCCUUUUUUGUAUCUUUUUAAACUUUCUAUUUUUAUAGCUAUACAAGCAUUCCUGUCUCAGGAUAGUACUGUCAAAGCAGCAUACUUGGAACUUGCUAUUUUAGUCUUUUUCCUUUUUCUACUGUGGGGCGGAACAAACUGGAAAAAAACACACUGCCUUGGAUGUGUCUGACAAUCUGGUGAAUUAAAUUUGAGAAUUAAUUCCAUUGAAAUGAUUGCACUUUCUCAAUCUUACCCCUAGGUGUCACGCUUCAUUCCUGAGACCUGCGUUGAGCUAGACCUUAUUUCUGUGUGCAGCACAGUGGUCUCCUGUGAUGGUUACUGUUGUUUUGAAGGUGUGCAAGUUAAAUGCUGUGUUUGCUUAUUCUACCCCAAGUAGCUUCAUGGAGCAGGAACUGCAAGGUUGCAGCCAAACCUGCAUCUAAUUGUAUUUGCUCUGAGACUCUUGUGUAGGAAAUGAACCACAGCACUGCUUGGAACUAGUCACUGAGCAUCUUUCUAAUUGUCUCACUUUUUACAAAGAACUAGCAGAGUUACCUUAGGUUUGCUGAAUAGCAGUGGAUAACCAAGCAUAAAUAAGAAUGAGUUAUGUCACACUAGUAUUGUAUGUAUUAGAUUAUUAUGUCUCCAAGGUGCCAAUGUUUAUUUUUGCUGAAAGCACAUUCCAUUUUGUCAUGUUCUAUUUUGUCCUCUUGUGAGCACUAAAGCAAAUCCUGCAGAACUGUUAAGCACAAUGCAUUCAGGAACUGGCUAUCCAAAUGGAUGAUGACAUUGCUGUGAAUGAAUUGUGUCUUUUUGCCACUUG